CGCCUCGACCUCACACGAGCAGGCAAGUACGACUUUGCUCACCGCCAUCCCUCCACCACUUCACCGAAUCAUGUGAAAUCCCAGACCACACACCAACCUCCCGUCCUUUCCAAUGAGGCUCAUAAGCUAUGAACAAUGACUCCACGCCAACCGACCUGCCCAGGACCGAUACCAGCGCAAACACAACUGGAGACAGCGUAGAGCCCGCGCAGCAAGCACAGACGAGGAGAAGAGAUGUUACGUCUCCGGCGCAGAAGAGGGUCCUGCUAGGGAUGAGGAAGAGACAUGAGUUCGUUGCAAAUCUUAUGACGAAUCUGGAUAUACUGAUCUAUGCGGAGCUCUCGAUUGUGUAUUACAUGGAUUGUUCGUUAUUCCGCCUCCUCCUGAGAGUCUUCAACCAGAUGCUAUUCCUGACACCCAAACCCAACUUCAUCCCUCCAGCGCCGCAACACCGUCCGUACAUAGGCGCUAUCUUCGGACCGAACAUUAUCUGCAUCCUGCUACACAUCUUCACAGCGAGAUCAGAAGCUGGAGAGGCUAUGCGAGGGUAUCUACAUGGAGGGGUGAUCAUUGAUCUUAUCGGUCAGAAAGGUCCCACGUCCAAGAUACAUCUGGUGUUAUUGGAUUUGCUGAUAUUGGGCUUGCAAUGUUUUAUGCUGGCUGUCCAUGUAGAAAGGGAAAGGCUCACGAAAUAUGUUGCGGCAUUAUCGUCAGGCUCGGCAUUACCUCCGAGUGACCAGCCAAGGGCAGAGGUGGCUACGGCACAGGACCAUGAUGCGGAGGAGCAGGGCAUUAUGAGAGAUGGCAUUACGGGUAAUGAAGGAGUUGAGUUAGAACCUCUACCUCCGCAGAACGGAGCACCUACAACAUCAGCGACUGUUGAGGCUGAUGCAGAAAGGAACGAAGAAAGAGAGAGGUUACUGGCGGAGCCUCCUCCAAGGACGGAAGAGGAAGAAGAGGAUGAUACUGGCUUGGAUAUAUUCUGGUCAGGUACUGCUGUCCUAGCAAAUUUCCAUAUUGUCCAGAAUCUGAGAAGACAAUGGCAAGAUUAUGGAAACGCUACGGAAUCGGCACUACAAACGGUUGGCUAUAGCGCUGGGUUCUCUGCUGAGUUUACUGCUCUUGCAGCCAAUCGUCGAUUAAAUGCUGCUGGGGCAAGAUUCCAGCGACAAGUGGGUGGAUUUGGCUGAAAAGCCUUUGUAUCAAAAAACGUACCAAUAUACCACUUUGCGCCGUACACUUUACAGAUGCUUUGAGACCAAGAUUUGAUUAUGCUAUCUUUCUGCCCACGUUGCCAACGCCAAUGCCUUUCA
Molecule: messenger RNA, 1313 nt
Organism: Mollisia scopiformis
Lineage: Eukaryota; Fungi; Ascomycota; Leotiomycetes; Helotiales; Mollisiaceae
Product: DUF1746-domain-containing protein
Exons: 2
Coding region: 129-1190 (353 amino acids)
Biological process (GO): SREBP signaling pathway; protein processing
Cellular component (GO): Dsc E3 ubiquitin ligase complex
Source: RefSeq, a predicted model, not a curated record